ACUCGAGCUCCGGGGCGGGGAGGAAGGCUCGCCUUGCACAGCGCCUUUCCUCCCGCGGGAGCUUCUGCUGCUCCGGCUUCGCUCCGGAGGGCUGGAGCCCCUCCGACGGCGGCGCCUCGAAGGAAAGCGGAGGAGGAGAUCGGGGCUACAAGGGAGAAAGGAGGAAAAAAUUUUCCACCCUGGGGGUCAAUGGCUGGGCGGGAUCUGGUAAGGAAAGAACUUCUGGCUGGCUGGAAUCAACCAGUCUUUCCUCUUUAGUGACCGGAUCUUCCAUCUGGUGUUACCAAGCAACCAACAACUGAUAUUGCAGAAUUAGGAACUUUCAUCUCAGCAUCUCGUCUCUCCAAAUUCCAGCUGUGUUGGGUCCUGAAGAUGUGGACCAAGCGAGGUCCAGAGCUGAAGGACACGCUGAAACAGGAAGAGGAAACGUGUGAAGGAGACGUAGCAAGCCCCCAAACAGUCCCCCAGGUCUCUCUUGCCUUCCAGGCUGGGAAUAGCAGGAAAUACCAGGGAAGGAAGGAAGGAGCAGCCAUCUUGGAUGAGGAGAAUGCCGUCCACUUGGACACAACCCAGGAUCCGAUGCAAAACCAGAAGCUUCUAGAAGACUUCUUACUGGGGAAUGUAGAAGAUCAGGGACCUGUGACCUUUGAGGAAGUGGCUGUGCGCUUCAGCAAGGGCGAAUGGGGCAUGCUGGAUCCAGAGCAGAGGGCUCUCUACCGGGAAGUCAUGGUGGAAAACUACGGGACCGUGGUCUCUUUGGGGCCUUUAGUUCCCAAACCUGAGCUCAUCUCCUGGUUAGAAGACAAAGAAGAAAGACAAGGCCCAAACUCUGAAGAAGGAGAUGGGAAAAGAGCAGGUGACACCUGGGGGAGUGAGAGCAAGAAGUGCCCGGUUAGGGUAAUCUCCAGUGAGGAAGAUCCGGGCAAAGAAGCGGAAGACGAUCUGUGGAAUCAGAGGGGGGAGAAGGAAGAAGAAGAAGAGAAUCAAACGACCGAGACUGGCCCAAAAAAACCAACAGAGGACGAGACAGUUGCUGGAGCCGACUCUGAGAGUACUGGAGACCUCAAGGAGCCCCUGCAGGCAUUGCCAGGAAGAUCACAAGGAAAGCUGUCUUUUGUGAUGGGGACGGCUGAAAGUGACCUCGGUGAAAGCGGAAGUGAAUGGGAGCCCUACGGGGUGCUGUCAGAAGACACGGAGGACGAAGACGCAGUCAGCCACUUUGGGAACCUCAAAGAGCCGGGAAAGAAGAAAGAAAGCCAGCCCAAAGAGCGGCUGAAUAAAGACAGUUCCCAGGGAAGCGACCACAGUGCCGUGCUGGCCCAGCCGAAGACCUACAAGGGCAAGAGGAAGAAUCAGUGCAAAGUGUGCGGGAAAAGCUUCACCCGGAAGGCCAGCCUGAAAGUCCACCAGCGGAUCCACACGGGCGAGAAGCCCUACAAAUGCACCGUCUGCACCAAGGGCUUUUGCGACAAGACCAGCUUCCUCCGCCAUCAGAGGAUCCACACCGGGGAGAAGCCCUACAAGUGCCCCGAGUGCGGGAAGAGUUUCAAUCGGACCACCAACCUGAUCACCCAUCAGAAGACCCACGUGGAGAGCCGGGAGAAGACCUUCCACUGCUCCAGCUGCAGCAAGAGCUUCUACAACAAGUACAGCCUGAAGACCCACUGGCGGAGCCACACCGGGGAGAAGCCCUACCAGUGCUCCAGCUGCAGCAAGAGCUUCUGCGACAAGUCCAACCUGGAGGCCCACUGGCGCGUGCACACCGGGGAGCGGCCCUUCGAGUGCUCGGAGUGCGGGAAGAGCUUCAGCGACCGUCGGACCCUCCUCCGCCACCAGAGGAUCCACACGGGGGAAAAGCCCUACAAAUGCACCGAGUGCGGGAAGAGCUUCAACGACCUGGCCACGCUCCUCCGGCACCAGAAAAUCCACACGGGAGAGAAGCCCUACCGGUGCACCGAGUGCGGGAAGAGCUUCAACCAGAGCUCCCACCUCAUCCGGCACCAGAACACGCACGACGCCAAGCGCCACAAGACCUUGGAAGCCAAGGGCGGGGCGAAGGCCUCCGUCGGGACCAAUAUCUUCUUGGAUAUCGGGAGCUUUGCCCAGGGGAGCUAUUACCAGUACGCUCACCCCGCCGAGCCGUUUCCCUGGCCCCUUUCGACAUACACGUCUCCCGCUGAGGCCGGAGAGGCAGGCAUGCCGAACCUGUGGACAAUUCAGGAGACCUCGGUGGGCGAGCAGGCCAUCCUGGUGAUGAAGGAAUUCACAGAGGACAGGACUUUAGCCCUGUGAGGGUUUCGAACGGACAGGAAAGAGAAAAACGAAACACGUAUUUUUUUUUUUAUUUCCAAGGACGGGUUUAUUGAUCCGAAAUCGCAAAGCAGGGAUUUUUGUUUCUUAUUUUUGGGGGGGAAAGAGACCAGUGUCUUUCAGUUCCACAAAGAAGCAUGACAUCCCUGGACGUCUUCAUCCUUCGGCUUGAGGCAGUGAUUGGAGAUACAUAUAUAUAUAUAUAUAUAUAUAUAUAUAUAUAUAUAUAUAUAUCUUUCUUUCUUUCUACAAAGACUCAAUUUAGGGCAGACAUGUCAAA
Molecule: messenger RNA, 2590 nt
Organism: Crotalus tigris (Tiger rattlesnake)
Lineage: Eukaryota; Metazoa; Chordata; Lepidosauria; Squamata; Viperidae
Product: zinc finger protein 2-like
Exons: 8
Coding region: 373-2292 (639 amino acids)
Biological process (GO): regulation of transcription by RNA polymerase II
Molecular function (GO): DNA-binding transcription factor activity; RNA polymerase II cis-regulatory region sequence-specific DNA binding
Source: RefSeq, a predicted model, not a curated record